Messenger RNA from Periconia digitata, 330 nucleotides. The record is from the annotation of a GenBank genome assembly. Lineage: Eukaryota; Fungi; Ascomycota; Dothideomycetes; Pleosporales; Periconiaceae.
AUGGCCCCUAAGAAGAACAAGAAGACCGCCGACUCCAUCAACUCGCGCCUUGCGCUUGUGAUGAAGUCCGGAAAGGUCACCUUGGGAUACAAGUCUACCUUGAAGAGUCUCCGUACCGGAAAGGCCAAGCUCGUCAUCAUUGCUGGCAACACUCCUCCUCUCCGCAAGUCUGAGCUCGAGUACUACGCCAUGCUUUCCAAGACUUCCGUCCACCACUUCUCCGGCAACAACAUCGAGCUUGGCACCGCUUGCGGUAAGCUCUUCCGCUGCUCCACCAUGUCCAUUCUCGACGCUGGUGACUCUGAUAUCUUGAGCACCAACACCGAGUAG